Molecule: messenger RNA, 1687 nt
Organism: Scomber japonicus (chub mackerel)
Lineage: Eukaryota; Metazoa; Chordata; Actinopteri; Scombriformes; Scombridae
Product: tetraspanin-13-like
Exons: 6
Coding region: 66-683 (205 amino acids)
Cellular component (GO): membrane
Source: RefSeq, a predicted model, not a curated record
UCUCAACACGGUGGCUGCACAAGUAUCUUUAUACCGUGAGGAUUAACCCGACCCGGUGAGCAGCGAUGGUUUGCGGCGGAUUCGUUUGCACCAAGAAUUGCCUCUGCGCUCUCAAUAUACUAUAUGUUCUGGUGAGUCUGCUGCUCAUCGGAGUGGCAGCCUGGGGGAAAUGGUUCGGCCUGAUCUCCAGCAUCAACGUGGUGGCAGGGGUCAUCGGGGUGGGCAUCUUCCUGUUCCUGGUUGCUUUUGUGGGGCUUUGCGGAGCCCUGAAGCACCACCAGGUCCUGCUCUUCUUUUACAUGAUUAUCCUGUUCAUAGUGUUCGUUGUGCAGUUCUCUGUGUCCUGUGCUUGCCUGGCCCUCAAUAAAGACCAACAGGAUCAACUCCUGGAGGUUGGGUGGAACAAAUCUGAGGCGACUCAGAGGGAUGUAGAGAAGACACUCAACUGUUGCGGCUUCACUCAUUUCAACCCCAAUGGCACAUGUGCUGCCAUAUGCUUCAAACAAGAACAUCCGUCUUGUGUCACUUGCUCCACCAUCAUCCAGAAGUAUACAGGGGAGAUGCUACAGUUUGUCGGCGGUGUCGGACUCUUCUUCAGUUUCACGGAGAUCCUUGGAGUUUGGCUGGUCCACAGAUUCAGAAAUAUCAAAGACCCUCGAUCAAAUCCUAGCGCCUUCCUAUAACCACAUAACAUUGUAAUAAUGACAUUUUAAUAAACCAAACCUCGCACUGCAGAAUAUUUUUUUUUCCUCCUAACUUUCUCAGUCACACUUAUCUGUAUAUUUGUCUGUAUUUAAUAUUUGAUGCUGAGUUAGUUUUAAGAAAUCAUGCAAUUUAUUUGCUGUUGUAUCAAUGCUUGUGACUAGACUGUGAAGAUUAAUUGAACAUUUUUGGGAAAUAUACUUAUUUGCUUUCUUGCUGAGAGUAUGAUGAGAAGAUAUCAUCUGUGUCGAUGUAGUAAAUGUGAAGCUACCAGCUGGUUAGCUUAGCUCAAUAUAUAGACAGGAAAUAGGUGGAAACACUCAGACUGGAACUAUCUGAAGGGGUUUUAGUUAGUGAGCUUUAGUGGUGCUGCUAGGCCAAUUUUGUUACCUACUGACAGCCAGGCUAGCAGUUUCUCCAUGUUUCUAGCCUUUAUGCUAAGCAAAGCUAAAUGGCUGCUUAAUACGGAAGAGCUUCUAAAUGGCUUCAUAUUUAUCAUACAGAUAUGAGAGUGGUUUACAGGCCUUUUUCAUAGCAGACAUUUUGACUUGUCAUAGUAGGAGGAACAUAUUACAAAUGCACAUUAUUACACAGCAAAUUGAAAUUAGGCAAUCUUUAAGGCAUCUUUUUGUCAUGUCAUAAAGGCCUGUCAUCUAGUUUAACAGGAAGACAAAAAAAUAAGUGUAUUUCCCUAAAUUUCGAACUAUUCCUUUAAGUGAAACCUAAUAUGUGUCACAUCUUUAAUUCUAAUCUGCCUCAAAGUGAUAGACGUUAACAGCAGCUGUGUAUGCUCACCACACACACUCCUUAUGCAAAUAAAGUGCAGGCUGUUGCAACAUGCUGGCUUCAUGACUGUUCUCACUCCCAGGCUAACUACUCAUGGGUGACCACAUACAUCUGUGUGUUUUGCAGACAGUGGAUUUGGGUGUUGUAUGUUCAAAACAGCAGGAAAAGAUUCAGAUCAAAUAAAAAUCAAACAUGUUAA